CACAGCAGCACCCGCACCCUACUCGCUGCUCCUCGUCCACCAUGCUCCGCACUCUCGCCCGCACCGUCCCCCGCCGCGUCGCCUCGCAGGUUCACCCUCGCCUCCUCUCGACCGUCUCGCCCAUCUACACGACGACGUCGACUGCGACCGGAUCGAGGGCUGCGGGCACGAUCAAGACCGAGUCUGGGCUCGAGCUCAAGAUGGACAUGCCCAAGGAGCUCGGCGGCAAGGGCGCGCAGCACAACCCCGAAGAACUUUGGGGCGCCGCGUACGCGACGUGCUACCUCUCGGCGAUGGGUGCGACGCACGGCAACCUCAACAAGGGCGCCAAGCCGCUCCCCAAGUCGACCAAGGUCGACGCCGUCGUGAGCAUCGGCAAGGACGCCGACGACAAGGUCGCUGGCUUCCUCCUCGCCGUCGAGCUCAACAUCCACGCCGCGCCCCUCAAGGAGGUCGGCCUCAAUGACGAGCAGAUCCAGAAGCUCGUCGAGGAGGCGCACAAGAUGUGCCCCUACUCGCGCGCUGUCGAGGGCAACGUCGCCGUCAAGCUGACCGUCGUCUGAAGGACGACGGCGGGCACGACGGCGAAGAGGGAGACUGGCGCAUGAAAACAAAGCAGUGCACUUUGGUC
Molecule: messenger RNA, 631 nt
Organism: Rhodotorula graminis WP1
Lineage: Eukaryota; Fungi; Basidiomycota; Microbotryomycetes; Sporidiobolales; Sporidiobolaceae
Exons: 3
Coding region: 42-563 (173 amino acids)
Biological process (GO): response to oxidative stress
Source: RefSeq, a predicted model, not a curated record